Knipowitschia caucasica is the source of this 750-nucleotide messenger RNA. Lineage: Eukaryota; Metazoa; Chordata; Actinopteri; Gobiiformes; Gobiidae. The record is from the annotation of a GenBank genome assembly.
AUGAGUGACUUAGAGUCCCAGCAGAGGAGAGGGGGACGUCCACAUCAUUACAGACGUACACCACACCAUAGUCACCGGGAAGAGGCCCACUCCCCUCACCACUAUACCUGGAGCGCCAGCUACACGCCAAACCCGGACGGAGAGACUAGGGCCCGUCUCCUCCAGUCUCCACAAGUGGAGACGCUGCUGCAACAGACAAGGUGGGCGUGGGUGGACUAUGCCUCCGUACAAGGCCCUCUUAAUGCAGAAUUGUACCAGAGGGCGUUCAUGCGUACUGGGUCUGCCAUGUACGCCCUCUCUGUCCGGUCUGUCAUCUCUGCCUGUCUGCCCCCUUGCCCUCUCUGCGAGGUCACCCCCAGAGGAACUGGAAAUCUUCUGGGACUAAACUUCGAGCUCAGGACAUCACUGAGCAGGAGGCCGAAGGCCACAAGAUGGAGGACAUGUUCAUGGAUCCUGAUCGUGGUCGGCCAUGAGGUCCUCAGGGCGCUGGUGACCGGGAAGUGCCUUUAUGAGUGUUCCCUGGUGAGGACAAACUGUGGCUUUGUGAGGUCUGCUGCUGGUGGAGCUGAAGGACAGCUCCACAGCACGGAUACUCUGCAACCACAUCGCUGCUCAGGCUCUAUGUUCCUGCCCCACUUGACCUUCUCCGACCAGUGGACGACUCAUCCAGGCCGAGAUCUCCAAAGGUCUCAUGAGAGCCACCUGAAAACAGAGGUGGCUGGUAGUGAGACGUCCAUCGAAGCCACCUGA